AUGGCAGACUUCUCGGAAUAUACUGGCCCCAGCGACGAAUGGACUGCCCUCGAAUCAACCCUCCCCGCGCCCACGCCCGGCCUCAGCGUAUAUCUGGUUGGCUUGUACUGGGGAAUCACUUGUCCCUUAUACGGUAUCUCCUUUUUCCUGCCUUCAAUCAUCAAGGAUCUUGGAUACACCUCGUCAACCGCUCAGCUCCUCACAGUUCCCAUUUAUAUUACUGCCGCUGGGGUUGCUGUUGGCGCUGCCUGGCUUUCUGAUCGCCACAAGCAGCGUUCUCCCUUCAUCUUGUUCUUCAUGUCUCUGAUCGCCAUUGGUUUCAUCAUCGUCAUUUCUUCUACCGGUCGUGGAGUUCCCGGGCUCGUCUACCUCGGCGCCUUCAUUGCUGUGGUUGGGAUCUACCCUGCUUUCCCUGGUAAUGUCACCUGGAUUAGUGUCAAUCUCGCCGGCGACUAUAAGCGUGCGGCCGGAAUGGCCCUGCACAUUGGUCCGGGCAAUUUCGCCGGGGUAUGGAUCCUCGGUCCCGUUUCUCCCAUGGUGAUAACUGUCAGCUCCUCUCUAGCAAUGUCAUCCAACUUUUACCGCUCAAAGGAUGCACCCAACUACAUCCUGGGCCAUACCUUGGAGCUGGGCUUCUGUAUGAUGGGCAUCAUCGCUGUCGUUAUUCUGCGCCUGAAGUAUCAGCGCAUCAACCGCAAGCGCGAGAGGCUUGAUUUGUCUCAAUAUGAUGUCUAUCAGAUGAACCGAGACUCAAUUUUACCGGAUGGAGGUAGUCAAUGGCUCGCCUUGUAUCGUUAUAUGUAA
Messenger RNA from Aspergillus novofumigatus IBT 16806, 804 nucleotides. Its product is annotated as MFS general substrate transporter. The record is from RefSeq and is a predicted model, not a curated record. Gene Ontology annotation, molecular function: transmembrane transporter activity. Bases 1 to 804 code for a protein of 267 amino acids. The transcript has 4 exons. Gene Ontology annotation, cellular component: membrane. Lineage: Eukaryota; Fungi; Ascomycota; Eurotiomycetes; Eurotiales; Aspergillaceae.